Molecule: messenger RNA, 1628 nt
Organism: Gymnodraco acuticeps
Lineage: Eukaryota; Metazoa; Chordata; Actinopteri; Perciformes; Bathydraconidae
Exons: 7
Coding region: 119-808 (229 amino acids)
Source: RefSeq, a predicted model, not a curated record
UACAUGCUGCGCAUUAAGUGGGCCUGUCUGUCAAUUAAUACCCGGGCCACUUUUCCCCCCCAGUCCGCCCCUGCGUGUAGAUCUAAUCUAUGUUCACAUGUAAAUGAAGAAAGACUAAAUGCGGACCAGUCAACAGGCUACGGCAGAUAAGAAUGUGUUAUUUUUUUUCACUUACUCUCCAAAUCGUCUAGUGUGUUUCUCAAACUGUAUCAUUAGAGGAAAUUGUAUUACAGGAGGCCCAGGUGCUGUCAUGGACACUAAAAGAUCAAGUUGGUCCAAGCAAACAAGUGGGCAGCUCAUCCUUCGCAGGAUCCCAGCAGCACCUGGCUCCGCUUCAUUCAGUCCACUGAGAACCACGAUGGACCGGCACUACAAGUGGACAGCGGUCCUCCUGCCAGACCCCAGCCGGCCCCGCCUCAUCCUGCGCAGGACCCCAGCCCCCCCCUCCCAGAGUGGCUCCUCACCUGGCUCCCCAGGUACAGCUGCCUCUGGAUCUAACACUUCUUCUUCUCGCACCCCCUUCAGGGUGGUCUGCAGCUCCUCCCCCGGCUCCCACCUUGGCCCCCCAGCUGGCCCCGCCCCUGAGCCGAAGUGGAAGAAGAACCUGAGGCUUCUGAUGAAGAGGAGGGACCAGGCUGGCAGCAGGGGGAGCAGGAGAGGCGCUGUGGAUGAAGACCCUCCCCACCUGUUCCCGAGGAGGGCUGGUCUCUGGUGCCGUGUGCUCAUCCCACCAGGAUCGUCCUCCAGUGGCCGCAGCGGUCCGGCUCUUCCCCCCGACCCGAGCCCCCCCGUGAGCCUCUACCGGUGAGGAAGGUCCCGGAGCAGCAGUGGAUGAAGAGCGCCCGACUUCUGAUGAAGAAGAGGAGCCAGGUGGGCAGCAGAUGGCGCAAGAGAGGAGCCGAGGCUGCAGGUAUGUCAGCAGAGGGGAGGAAAGAAGAGGAGAGGAGGAGGGAGGCCAAAUUAAGAGUGACAUGUCACAAACAACAUGAGAGGAGAGGGUAGGAGAGGAGGUGGAGGGGCAAAACUAGGCAUGACUUCUCAUGUAAAGAAGAGACCUGAGAGGAAAUGAGGAGAGGAAGGGAGGAGGCAAUAAUUAAGUUUGACCUCUCACAAAAAAAGGUAUGCAUCAUUUAAUGUUAUCACCACGUUUCGUUAAAUUGAGUUCAUUUGUGAACGGGGUGGCGCAGUGGUCUGUGCAUCUGAUCAUCAGAUCAAGGGGAGUGCUGGGGAACUCCAGUUCGAAACCCGCUCCUGCCGCCACUGCGUCAGGCCGUUGUGUCCUUGGGCAAGACACUUCACCCGGAUUUGCUCCUGUGGGUAAUGUCCACAGUACAUGUAUGAUAUCAAUGUGUACUUGUAAAAGCGCCUCGAUGACUUCGAGGCGUGAAGAUGGACGGUGUGGCGCAGUGCGCUGUGCAAUGAUCAUCAGAUCAAGGGGUGAAACCUGCCGCUGCUACGUCUGUAAAGCCAUUGUGUCCUUGGGCAAGACACUUCACCUGAACUUGGUCCUGUGGGUAUUGUCCACAGUUGUCCCAUUGCAUGUAUGAUUAUGUGUAAUGUGUAUUUGUAAAAGCGCUUUGAGCAUCUGGAAAAGCGCUAUAAUAAAUGUAAGGAAUUAUUAUUAUUAU